GCAAAUCUAAACGUGGAAACUGCGGCGGGAGAGGUGGGAAGGACCGGGAUGCUCUAGCAAACGCUGCUGGAAAACUCACCCCAGGUCCCAGAAUGCAUCACAGCUCAGCCGCAUCUGGAGAGGGGCAUGCUGGGAUCUCUCCUCCGGCGGCACAUGUCCCCACCAUGCUUUCCUGUGACAUCUGCGGUGAGACAGUACCCUCAGAACUAGAUAUGAAGGCUCACCUAAUUGUUCACAUGGAAAACGAAGUGACAUGUCCAUUUUGCAAGUUGUCAGGUGUAAAUUAUGAUGAAAUGUGUUUUCAUAUUGAAACUGCUCAUUUUGAGCAGAAUACAUCAGAAAGAAACUUUGGGAAACUAAAUGCAAUACAGUAUGAAAAUCCAGACAGCCAGAAUAGCACCCUACAGAGGACAGUGGAAGUUCAUUCAAGUAUUCAUUCAGCUUGUGCAUCUAAUUUUCCAAAAAAUUCAGCCCAAAGUGUUCCUAAAUGGGAAUUUAAACAUGAAGCUUUUCAUACAGAGAGGAUAACUGAAUCUAGACAGUACCUGAGAAGCCCAGAAAAGCAGCCUGGAUUUGAAUGUUGCUUGUACUCUCUAAUAGGCAUGGACAGAGUCCAGUGUUCUGGUGAUCGAGAAUUAGCUCACCAGCUUCACCAAGAAGAAGACAGGAAGAGGAAAUCUGAAGAAUCAAGACAAGAAAGGGAAGAGUUUCAGAAGUUGCAGCGGCAGUAUGGUUUAGAUAAUUCUGGAGGAUACAGACAACAGCAGCUACGGCACAUGGAGAUAGAAGUAAACAGGGGAAGAAUGCAUCCCUCUGAGUUUCACAGCAGAAAAGCAGACAUGAUGGAAUCAAUAGCUAUUGGUAUUGAUGAUGGAAAAACAAAAACUUCUGGAAUUAUUGAAGCCCUACAUAGAUAUUAUCAGAACACUGCCACAGAUGUGAGGUGUGUGUGGCUCUCUACAGUGGUGGACCACUUUCAUUCAUCCUUUGGAGACAAAGGUUGGGGUUGUGGUUAUAGAAAUUUCCAGAUGCUGCUUUCAUCAUUACUACAAAACGAUGUGUAUGGUGACUGUUUGAAAGGUAUGUCCAUUCCUUGUAUUCCAAAAAUUCAGUCCAUGAUUGAAGAUGCAUGGAAGGAAGGUUUUGAUCCUCAGGGAGCCUGUCAACUUAAUAACAAAUUACAGGGAACAAAGGCCUGGAUUGGAGCAUGUGAGAUUUAUACACUUCUGACCUCACUGAGAGUAAAGUGCCGCAUUAUUGAUUUUCAUAAGUCAACUGGUCCUUCGGGUACACACCCUCGCUUAUUUGAAUGGAUAUUGAACUAUUACUCUUCAGAAAGAGAAGGGAACCCAAAGGUUGUGUGUACAUCUAAACCUCCUGUCUAUCUCCAGCACCAGGGUCAUAGUCGAACAAUUGUUGGAAUUGAAGAGAAGAAAAACCGGACAUUAUGUUUACUAAUAUUUGAUCCUGGAUGUCCUUCUCGAGAAAUGCAGAGACUGUUAAAGCAAGACAUAGAGCCUGGUAGUCUCAGGCAGCUGCGGAAAUCUGUGGGGAAUCUUAAACAUAAGCAGUACCAGAUCGUAGCAGUAGAGGGUGUUCUUUCACCAGAGGAGAAAGUUGCCAGGAAACAGGCUUCUCAAGUGUUUACAGCGGAGAAGAUUCCUUGAAUGAAAUAUUUCGGUGAUUUUGUACUUUUCCUUUUUAUUGAUAUUGAACUCUGAUACCAUUGAGGAAUUUGAUUUCACUUAAGUCCUUGGUAUAACAUUUAAGUUAUAAGUGCCUGUUAUGUUAUAUUUCUUAGUAAUUCAUUGUCUGUAAUUAGUUGAAUAAAAUACCUUGUUUGCAUUGUU
Arvicola amphibius (Eurasian water vole) is the source of this 1850-nucleotide messenger RNA. RefSeq names its product zinc finger containing ubiquitin peptidase 1 (gene Zup1). NCBI's taxonomy places the organism in Eukaryota, Metazoa, Chordata, Mammalia, Rodentia, Cricetidae. The record is from RefSeq and is a predicted model, not a curated record.